GCUGAACGCAUCUGCCAUGAUUCUGCUAGAGCCUCACAACGUUAUUAUCCAAACCACCCUCAGCGAGAAGCUAGUCAGGCCUUCUGCCCUUGAGGUCCAGUUCGUCGACUAUGAUGACGUCCGAUUCCGACUCUCGACUCCUGAGCGUAAGACAGUGGUUCUGCUCUCGAUGAAUAUCCGGUGCUGGGGCGAUCUCGUCAAGCACGGUGCGCUCGAUAUCUUGAAGCGUGAAUACGGGAGCCUGGUGAAGGACACCGCAGAACCGGAGUUCGACGUGAGCCUCGAGAUCGAUUUGGAUCAGGUACCCUCCGACCCUGAGGCUCGGGAGUCAUUUGUCAAAUCCGUCUCCCUGCUGAAGCGCAACGCUCUCGCCGCACCCUUUGAGCGCGCGUUCCAAACUCAGAAAGAAUUGGAGGCAUCCGGCAGUGGGCAGGGCGAACUUAUGCAGAUACAUUACCGCGACGAAGAGGCCAUCUACGUGCAAGCUUCUGCUGAUCGUGUCACUGUGAUCUUCUCGACGAUAUUCAAAGAGGAGACGGACAGAAUCCUCGGAAAGGUUUUCCUCCAGGAAUUUGUUGACGCGAGACGGCUUCCAACUAUUCAAAAUGCCCCCCAAGUCCUCUAUUCAAGUAGAGAUCCACCCCUCGAAAUAAGACAUGUGCCGGGCCUGCGCGACACAGACGACAUCGGCUAUGUUACAUUCGUGCUUUUCCCUCGUCAUUUCGCCAACAAGCCUUUGGCUGAAGGCGCAAUAUCGCACAUCCAGCUUUUCCGUGACUACCUGCACUAUCAUAUCAAGUGCUCGAAGGCCUACAUGCAUUCUAGGAUGCGUCAUCGGGUGUCGGAGUUCCAGAAGGUUCUGAAUCGUGCGAAGACUGAAGUUGCGACGGGAGAACGGAAGACAGUCAGCGGGCGUACCUUAGUUUCAAGAUAGAGUACAUACUAAAUACCAAGUGGAAACUGUUUUAGUUGCAGAUUGGAUCAUGACCCCCGAAGUCAUGUGUGGGCUUGUCAAUGUGUCAGAACUUCUGAUGGCCCCUUAGCAAAUGCAGCUGUAUUGAAGUAGAGCAGCUGAACUAAUAUUGAGUAAUACCAACCUUGUAUAGCCUAAAAUGACAAAGAUGAAACUGAGGAGUAGGAUGCUCCUGGUUUCCAAGUGCCC
Molecule: messenger RNA, 1162 nt
Organism: Gloeophyllum trabeum ATCC 11539
Lineage: Eukaryota; Fungi; Basidiomycota; Agaricomycetes; Gloeophyllales; Gloeophyllaceae
Product: actin-like protein ARPC2
Exons: 6
Coding region: 17-934 (305 amino acids)
Biological process (GO): actin filament polymerization; Arp2/3 complex-mediated actin nucleation
Cellular component (GO): Arp2/3 protein complex; actin cytoskeleton
Molecular function (GO): actin filament binding; structural constituent of cytoskeleton
Source: RefSeq, a predicted model, not a curated record